Molecule: messenger RNA, 733 nt
Organism: Schistosoma turkestanicum
Lineage: Eukaryota; Metazoa; Platyhelminthes; Trematoda; Strigeidida; Schistosomatidae
Source: the annotation of a GenBank genome assembly
GGAUUUUGGACAUACAGGCGUGUUUUUGAGCGAUGCGUUUCUGUCCUCUUGGGUUUUUUAAUUCCAAUAGAUGUUGUAUUUUAUCUGGCCUUAAAUACAAUGGAAAGCCUCAUUUUCUUAUAAAAUGUAGAGAAAUAAAUGCCAAAAGUGAUUUCCAUUUAGCGGAAACAACCAAGCAGUCUUUAGUUUACGAGAGUCCACAUCGUAGACUUGUUCUAGGCGCUAAGACAUUUUCAAUGGUGUCCAGUUCACUUGUUCUUUUAUCACAACCCUUUUUAUUUUUCCAAAUUCCUGACCCAAAAGUAUUCUGUGUCGCUCUUUUUGGUGGCAUGCUGUUUUCUCUUUCCACCCCGCUCUUGCUGCACUUUUUGACAAGCAGUCAUGUUACAGAACUAUACUAUGACAAGAAAAACAACAAAUUUACUGCUUUCCUGAAGGGAAUAUUUCUCAACACCAAGAAGUUGGAGUUUACUGCCGAGGAUGUCAAAUACAUCGAACCGACCUUCACUAUGGCAAGCAUUAUGGCCAAAGGUGUACCGUUAUUUGUUUCAGAAGAUCACUUCAAAGAUAUUGAAGUUUAUAAACAAUUAGUGCGAUUUAAUGAGCCAGUAGAUGUAAAGAAAUUUGAAUAAAAUCUUUCUAGUUAUAUUCCACCUUUUGGUCUCUUGUUAGAUAUACUGGUUAUUCCUCGCUGCCUGUUGAUUUCCUACCCCUAUGCAUAGGGAGACAGAAA